This is a messenger RNA of Schistocerca nitens (vagrant locust), 1130 nucleotides long. RefSeq names its product Krueppel homolog 2 (gene Kr-h2). The coding region runs from base 295 to 1065 and encodes 256 amino acids. The transcript has 5 exons. The record is from RefSeq and is a predicted model, not a curated record. Gene Ontology annotation, cellular component: endoplasmic reticulum; membrane. Lineage: Eukaryota; Metazoa; Arthropoda; Insecta; Orthoptera; Acrididae. Gene Ontology annotation, biological process: endoplasmic reticulum tubular network organization; membrane organization.
GAAAACACUAAACUUCAGAAACGAUACUCAGUGUGGUCAAGUCAUUGCGUGCAGGUUGCGUCGUGGUCAUUAAUAGUGUAUGAUUGAAGUUUAAUUUUCACGUGCAAAUAAGAGUAUCUUGAUAAUUAGUGCAGAGGUUAUUUUCAUGUUGAGUAGGUCUGUUUACUUGCACUGCCACGAGUGACGGUAAAAGUAGCAAUAAUAGUGCUGGUGUUCCAAAAAUUGCUAGCGAAACCCUGCUGCUUGUUUUGAUUGAAAACUGUAUCUAUACUUCUGGACAGAUACCUCUGAAAUAUGGCCGAUACAACUAGCACAAGCACUUCAACGCAACCGCAGGUUAAAGGUUGGGCAACGCUGAAGAAACGUCUGAUUGAAGAGAAAGUUGAAGUUGCUUUAUGGGCAACGAGAAUUUUCACAAUAUUUUUUACUUUUGGGUAUUUCGUCCCUAUCUUCGGAAACGCCUAUAAUGCAUACUAUAAAGCACUGAUGUCCAAUGCUGCAACAAGUGCACUGCGACUACAUCAGAGAAUUCCUCGAGUUUCAUUCUCUAAAGAGUUCCUUCAGCAAUUGUUAUCAGAAGAUAGCUGCCACUAUUUGUUGUACUCUCUUAUAUUUCUAUAUGUAGCUCCAGUUGGCUUGAUUCUGUUGCCAGUGUUUUUAUUCGCAGUGCUUCAGUUCUCACGAUACUCUCUGAUUUUAUUGGAUGAUUUGGGACAGAACUCAUGGUGGGCAGCUAGGCUGCUCAUCUCACUCGUCGAGUUCCAGACAUACAAUAUUCUGAGGCUGGUCGCCUUUGUGGAGAUUGUCCUGAUGCCAAUUGCUGUUUUGUUAAUACUUGUUGGAAAAGCAGGUCUCAUCACACCAUUUGUUUAUUACCAUUUCCUGCAAUUACGCUACACAUCCCGCCGUAAUCGAUAUACCAGGACAAUGUUCUACGAGUUGCGAGUCCUGUUAGAGCACACGGCAAACAAGCCAAGUGUACCUGGAUUUGUACGAUCUGCCCUGCGUACGAUCGUCGCCUUUACUCUGAGGCUCGCACCACAGCUACCACCAGGACAGCAGUGAACUUAUUGUAAGAUGUUUGUCAAAAAAGAAAAACUGAGGAGAAGGGAAAAAGACAAAAAAAGAAA